This is a messenger RNA of Sporothrix brasiliensis 5110, 1899 nucleotides long. RefSeq lists its product as uncharacterized. Lineage: Eukaryota; Fungi; Ascomycota; Sordariomycetes; Ophiostomatales; Ophiostomataceae. The record is from RefSeq and is a predicted model, not a curated record. The transcript has 6 exons. Gene Ontology annotation, biological process: actin filament organization. The coding region runs from base 1 to 1899 and encodes 632 amino acids. Gene Ontology annotation, molecular function: actin filament binding.
AUGGCUGGGCGGUUUGUGCGCGCUUCCAAAUACCGCCAUGUCUUUGGCAAGCCGACUCGCAAGGAGUUCUGCUACGACAACCUCCACGUCAGCCGCAAUGCCUGGGACACAAACUUGGUGAAGGCGAACCCCGAGUACCUCUCGGUCAAUUGGGAGUCGAGCGGCGGUGGCGCAUUCGCCGUCAUCCCGGUCAACGAGCGCGGCAAGAUCCCCGACCAGAUCCCUCUCUUCCGUGGCCACACGGCGGCCGUCCUGGACACCGACUGGAACCCGUUCAACGACCGUAUUGUGGCCUCCGCCUCCGAUGAUGCCCGUGUUUUUGUGUGGCAAGUCCCCGACAACUUUACACUGCACACCGAUGCCGAGGAGAUUGUCGAUGUUACACCCGUCAGCAAGCUCCAGGGACACUCCAGAAAAGUCGGGCAGGUCCUCUUCAACCCCGCCGCCGAGAACAUCCUGGCGUCGGCCUCGGGCGAUUUGAACAUUAAGCUCUGGGACAUUACGACUGGCCAGGCGUCGCUCGCUCUCAAGCAGCCCGACAUUGUCCAGAGCCUGUCGUGGGACCCCAGCGGCUCGCUGCUCGUCACGACCUCGCGUGACAAGCGUAUCCGUGUCUGGGAUGUCCGCCAAGAGAGCCCCGUCCACGAUUUCUCCGGCCACCCCGGCGCCAAGAACAGCCGUGUCGUCUGGCUGGGCGGGCACAACCGCUUCGCCACCACCGGUUUCUCGCGCAUGAGCGAACGCCAGCUGGCGCUGUGGGAGCCUGGCCAAAGUGACCCCAUUGGCGGCUUCAGCACUCUCGACUCCAUCUCUGGAGUCCUGAUGCCCUUCUGGGACGAGGGCUCGAACUGCCUCUACCUUGCCGGCAAGGGUGACGGCAACAUCCGCUACUACGAAUACGAGAACGACAAGUUCGAGUUCCUUUCGGAAUACAAGUCGGCCGACCCCCAGCGUGGUCUUGCCUUUGUGCCGAGACGCGGCGUCAACGUCCACGAGAACGAAAUCAUGCGCGCCUACAAGACCGUCAACGACUCCUACAUCGAACCCAUCUCCUUCACCGUUCCUCGCCGUGCCGAAACUUUCCAGUCGGACAUCUACCCGCCAGCUGUCGGCCUGAAGCCGGCCGUCUCCGCCAAGGACUGGCUGUCGGGCAAGACCGGUGUCCCGGCCAAGAUCGAUCUCGAGAGCGUCUAUGACGGCAACGCCCCUGUCGAGGUGCCAUCCGACUACAAGCCGCCUGCAACGAACACCGCGUCCGCCCCUGCGCCGGCCCCUGCAUCGCCUGUGAAGGCCACACCGCCCAAGAAGGAGCCCGAGCCCACCCCGGCGCCUGUUCGCUCCGGCCCGCCCCCGAGCGUAAACGACCAGAAGCAGUCCAUUUCGACCAUGGCCAACAAGUUCCAGGACGACGACGAGGAGAGCAGCGACGACGACGAUGCCGAGUCCACGAGCUUUGAGGAGACUGGCCGUCCCCAGCCACGAAGCGUUACAGUGGCCGCCGCAGCACCGGCCGCCGCGACCAAGUCGCCCAUCACGCCCUACAAGCCCCCACAGGCCACGUCAAACGCCUCGUCGCCACCGCCGCCGGCUGCUGCCGCUUCAGCCAUCGCCUCCAAGGCCUCCACGCCCGCUGCCAGCCACACCUCGACAUUCUCGCCCAGCGCGGCUGCUGUCCCCUCUUCUUCAAGCGUGAACGGCAACAGCAGCGGCGGCGGCGGCGGCAGCGGCGACAUUGCGGACACCCUGGCCAAGCUCAUGACGCUCGUUCAGUCACAGAACGGCAAGAUUGAUAGCCUGGCCAGUGAGGUGGAGGGUCUGAAGAAGCGGCUGCAGCUAUCGUCGGAGCAGAGCGAGCGGAUCCGGCAGCUGGAGCUGGAGCUUGAAGAGGCGCGGUCGUAG